Molecule: messenger RNA, 1353 nt
Organism: Durio zibethinus
Lineage: Eukaryota; Viridiplantae; Streptophyta; Magnoliopsida; Malvales; Malvaceae
Source: RefSeq, a predicted model, not a curated record
AUGCAUAAUUUGCUCUGUUCCUUUUGUUGCGUGUUUGAGCAGAUGCAUAUGCUUACUCAAAGACAACCUAUAAAUCAUCCAGGAAACCAAAGGCGCGCCAGACUACUGGUUUUAGAGCUGGAACCACACAAAACAGGCCUAGUGGAGGCAGGAAAUCAGUCACCACUGGGAAGGAGGAAACCUAAGAACAGAUUCUUCAGGCGAUGGUUCAAUAUUCAGUUUUCUGCACUACAUUGGUUGGAGACAGAUGGACUACGGGAAGAUGGAAAGAAGAAACAUUUUGUUAAUAGUUAUCAACCUUCGAGUAGCCAACUCCCUACUCUCUCUCAUCUCCAUAUCGAAGAAAUAUUAAGGGGUGCAAAAAAGUUAAAUCAGAUCCUCCGAGGCUGCUCUAAUGGCUUCAACUUUGACAGAUACUCAAUAGAAAUUGGACGGGAACUGUUGAAAGGAGCAAUCGAUUUGGAGGAGUCUCUAAGGAUACUUGUAGACCUGCAGGAAGGUUCAGAGCACUUGAUAACACCACAGAGAAAAAGUCUGAUAACAUUGCCAGAAGAGGAUGAAGAUGAUGAUGAGAACACUGUCAAAAUAGCCGAUCAGAAGCAAUUGGAUAGGCCAAGAUUUUCUUUUGACAGACCCUCAAGAAAUUAUAAUGACAUUCAAGAAGUUGCAGGGACUGAUCUCAAGCUGAGGCUGAAAGUUCUAGCUGCCUCAAAUUCACAUUCUAACAAGCGAUCAGUUAGCUAUGGUCCAGACAUUAAAUCUAUAACUGCAUUCUCAGAACAAAAUCACUCAAGUUCGUUGCAGUCUAAACAAGAAAAGUCGAGAAUUCCAAAUGUAAUCACGAAACUGAUGGGGUUUAAUGAACUUCCAGGAAAUUUAGAUUCAAAGGUCACCACAAAGGAGUCUGGAAAGCAAAAAGUAGAAGGGAUAAUUACAAAGAAACCUGCUCGGGAAAGCACCAAGAAGGCUGAACAAAGGACAAAAGAUUCUGCAACCCUCGUUCUCCCACCAGUAAAAAAGAAGGCAACACUAGCCAGAAAUAUUCCAUUGAUUCAGGAUACAGUUAUAUCAAAAGCAGGAAAAACUUUGACAAAUAGAAAUGGUAGCACAAGGAUAUCUAUUCAUGACAAAUUACCACCUCAAAAGGGCUUGGAAGACAUAAAACUAGCAACAAGCUCGAGAAAGGCUGCCAUUAAGAUAGACAAACAACAAAAUGACAUCGCCCAAUUAAAUCACAACUCCGAAAGUAUAAAAGAUAUUCAGGAAAAGGGGAGAAAACAGGAUAGUAUAAAGCACAGGGAACAGAAAGCGCUGAAAGAAGUGAAAUCAAGGAACCAAUUUUCGAGGAGAUGA